Messenger RNA from Dichotomopilus funicola, 492 nucleotides. RefSeq lists its product as uncharacterized. The transcript has a single exon. Bases 1 to 492 code for a protein of 163 amino acids. The record is from RefSeq and is a predicted model, not a curated record. Lineage: Eukaryota; Fungi; Ascomycota; Sordariomycetes; Sordariales; Chaetomiaceae.
AUGGCGUCUGGUGCUGUUGACAGCCAGGCCGACAGGCCAGGCUUGAAGCUUGAAACCACUACCACGACUCUUAAGACCAAGUUGUCGCAGGAAACCCUCACUCAGCCGUUCCCGACCCUGGAAGAGAAGGAAACCCGCGAGUCACGACCCUCAGAUCUCUCCACCCCCGCGACAGCGCGCCUCAACCCAUUCGACACCGACAUCGAGGCAAGGCCCGUCAUGACGCACGAUUCGAGCCGGAAGUCGGCUGAGUGCACGAAAGGAGGGACUGACUGCCACGUCUGGCCCGGCCAGGACCAUUGGAAGCGCAAGGCGAAGGCGGCGCGGAAGAACAAGCACAACUGCACAUGUUUGGCGGGUCUUAGCAGGCGCAACCGUAUUGCGGUCAAGAUCCUGAUUAUCGUUCUCAUCGUCGGCGUCGCUGUGGCGGUCGGUUUUGGCGUCAGCAAACCACUCGGCGCGGGGAUCUGGCGCAGCGAGACUCAGAACUGA